This is a messenger RNA of Myripristis murdjan (pinecone soldierfish), 2160 nucleotides long. Its product is annotated as tetraspanin-15. The coding region runs from base 231 to 1298 and encodes 355 amino acids. Gene Ontology annotation, cellular component: plasma membrane. The transcript is spliced from 8 exons. NCBI's taxonomy places the organism in Eukaryota, Metazoa, Chordata, Actinopteri, Holocentriformes, Holocentridae. The record is from RefSeq and is a predicted model, not a curated record.
GCGUGGACUGCCCAGCCGCACGGAAGUGGUUUGGUGUGGUUUCGUUACGUUACACACAAUAGCAUGGGAGGAAUGAGGGCUAUUAUGUAUUUUGCGCAUCCAGUUAGCUCUCACAAUCUAUAGUUUUAUUUCAUUGUCUAUAAUUUAUUUAAUUUGUUCAUAGAUAGCGCCUAAGCCAAGCGUGGGAUAGCCAGCUAGCUUCUUAGCUAGCCUUGCUAACGUUAGCAGCCAUGCCCUCCUAUGCAGAGUUGAGGAAAACCAACCACUUCUACUAUUUCAUCAAAUUCACCUUAAAUAUCUACUCAAUGCUCUUCUCGCUGAUGGGCCUGUGUGUGCUCUGUGUGGGGGUGUACGCGGAGGUGGAGAGGCAGAAGAACCGAACCCUGGAGGGUGUUUUCCUUGCUCCUGCCGUGGUGCUCAUCCUGCUGGGCCUGGUGAUGUUCACCGUGUCGGUGGUGGGCAUGGUGGGAUCCCUCAGGGACAACAAGACCCUGCUGCACAUGUUCCUGUGUGUUCUCUGUGUGUUGCUGCUUCUGCAGGCAGUUGCUCUCAUUACUGCUCUCCUCUUUGAAAAGAAGACAUCUGCCUUGUUUCAGAAUAGUAUACGAGAGGGAAUCAAGCACUACUACGAUGAUCUGGACUUCAAAAACAUCUUGGACUAUGUGCAACAAAAGUUUUCGUGUUGUGGAGGGGAUGAGUAUAAGGACUGGGGAGUCAACCAGUACCAUUUCUGUAAUGGUACUGGUCCAUUGGCCUGUGGGGUUCCAUACACCUGUUGUGUUCGCCGCAAGGUGGGAGAGGUAGUCAACACCCUUUGUGGUUACAAGACCCUGGAUCAACAGCGUGAAACCCUGCAUGAGCUGAUCCAUGUGAGAGGCUGUAUCCACGCCGUCAACCUCUGGAUGAGUGACAACAUUGGAACAACCGUGGCACUCUGCUGUGCCAUUGGACUACCACAGCUGCUGGGCAUCAUUUUGAGCUGUAUCUUCUGGAACCUUCUGGUCGACAUGAGCGAGUCCACCGACAUGGUGGACUUCAAGACACUGAAGAGAGCAGGCUUCGAGUACAGCGAGCUGGACCUGAGCGGCGCUGGCUGGUGCAUGUGCCUGCCGAGGGACGGAGGCUACCUGCCCGUUCCCGCCUCCGAGCCCGAACUCGACCCCAUCGACAUUCACUUGGAGAAGCUCAAGAAGCAGCCGCCCCGCACGCACUCACAACUCCGAGAACUGCAGGAGUCCCGAUCAGCCACGGGGCUGGACGAGGUCGACAUCGGUCGCAAGCAGAAAAGGGAACACUGAAUGAUCUUUUAGCCUUUUUUGCCACGUUUUGUUUUGUCGUCGUAAUAAUUGCAUUCGUUGGAGUCAUGUUGCACUACUUAAUCAUCCGAUCAAGAGAAUUUUGGUCAACUAAAGGGAGUAUAUAUAAUUUGGCACUUUGAGGCAUUUGGGGUAAUCGUUUACCUUGUUUACAACAGAAAUCGGAGGAGCAAGAUUGCAACAGUGACUGUUUUAAAAAUAUUUUUUUGUCUCUUGUUUGUGAUGGUUAAAUUUAACUAUUUCUGGCAUUAUAUAUCACAUUCUAUUUAAUUUUUUAGCCUUUGAAUUUGAGCUGUGUCUCAUGUGCUAAAGCUUACCUCAGGCUAUUUUGAAAAUGGCCCAGUAGUCAGAGCACAGUAAUAUUUGGUGUAUAAAUUUAUGGUAGCUUGAGAUGAGGUUUUCCAUGUCUGAGAAAUAGGAAUAGCCAAAUAUGUCUUGCGUGUAGCGUCUGUGACGGAUGUAUAUGUAUAUUAUUUCUUUUUAUUAUGAUCUGAAUUUGAUUUUGUGCAAUCAGUGUACAUUGUAAGACUGACAGUUGUGGAAUAACAUGGAAUGCAUGUUUUGUACUGUAUAUGAAGUAUGUAAAAAAACAAAAAGUGAAGUUUCCAGGUGUUAGGUUUCUCAUCAGGGGGGUUUCAGUCUGUUCCAUUUUUGAACUAAACUUUUUAUUCUUUCCAGCUUUUCAAGUAACAACUAACAGGACUAUCCCUGACUACCAAUCAAGUAAAAAAGCUACAAAAUGAUCGUUUUUUGUAUGAUUUAUGCACUGUUUUGAGCUUCCCCCUAGCUCCUGCCUUGUAUCAGCACUACUGUUCUUGUCAAUAAAGCUGAAUUUGUCUACUGA